AUUUCGUCCCGGAGGAUGGGCUCGCACCGCGGGACGCUCGGUGUCGGUGUGGCUGCUCGUUGCUAUCCUCCCGCGAUCGGAUUGCGAGGCAGCGGCGCGGGAGGGGCGAAGCGGCGGCGGGACUGAGUGUUGCUCGCUGCCCGCAUGGCUCUGACGUAGUGGAAGAGUUGACCAGCUUCUUGGUGAGCCUUACCUUUUGUGGAGAAUAAAGGUCCCUAAGCUGAUCCUUGUCCCUGCUGACUUACUGCUGGCAUCCUCAGGGACAGGUUCUGGACGUCAGCUUGUCUUCACUCUACCCUUGUGUCCCUGCUUUCUGGAUGUAUGGAGUGAUUAGCUUAUUUCUGCUUUCCUGUUCCUGCUUCAUAUAAGGACCUAGUAAUAGACCCUUGCCUGAAAUGUCACUUUUGUUUAUUUUAAAACCUCUUUUAAACAAACAUGUCUUCCUUUGCAAUAACAGACAAUGGUUGCUGAAGGUAAUUAUGUACUGUAUUUUGGAAUCUUUAAGGACUUCACAUACUGCUUUGAAAAAAGCCUGUGUGAUAAUACUCACAUAAGAAGUGCCUGCUUUGUGAAUGGCUUUUAGUCUUUGAAAACUUUUUUUGACUCCUGGAUUACUAAUAAAAUAAAAAGAAAUAUGAUUUGGAAUUUUCACUUGUAAUGCAAGAUCUUGCUGGGCAGCAAAGGGCCUACCUGACAUCCUUCUGUGUCAGCAUGAAAAAGAAAGGCUGCCAUUGCUAGAUGUGAGCCUCUAAACAGGGACUGACAACUCAAGCUUCAUAAAAGUUGCUAGAGUGCAUCUAUGUGAUGCACAAGUAACACUGAGUUUCUAAAGAAAUGGCAAACUUGCUUUUUUAUUCACAUUUUAUUAUAACAUGGUUGCAUUUUAUUUGGAGAUAUGAUACAUGGCUUGUUCUGUUUAGUUGUUCCCACAUAAAACUUUAUGUUUUACAUGUUUUUAUUUUUUUUUCAGCUUGCAGUACUAUUAGAGUACAAUACUUCAGGGGGAAAAGGAAAGUGAUUCUUUGACUGAGUUGCCAGCAUGACAACAGUGUCAAUGGAUCUUCAAGCAUGUACAACUAUUUUUAAGCAAUAUGCUUAAUGGAAUGUAAAUGUGUAUCAUGCACUUUAUUCUUUUGUACUGUACAUAGGACUAGGCACAUCCUCAUUUCUACACAUAGCAAAAAUGUGUAGCUUCAUUUUUAGAUGCAAAUGGAAUCUUUUCAGUCUGAUUCAUAAGAAGUUUUUAACUGCAAAAAAAACCCCAAACCCAGGAUGGAACAGAAUUUAUUUUGCAUGUUUAUAAACAACGGGAUGUACUGCUUCUGCUCCGCAGAGGUUUUUACUUCUUAAUCUUAGACCAUUUGUGUGCAAGGUUCUAUCCCCUCUUCCCAGCUGCAAUGUCUGGAGUUUCCCAUUCAUUGGCUAGCUGUACAGUGUCGUCAAUGGGGCGUUAGUACAGGGUAGUAAUAUUGGGACAGGGGUGCUACAUUUUAACCCGGGACUGCUUAUCUCCUUUCUCUUCACGCAUCCGAACUCUUGAGUACUACUUUCCUCAUACUGGCAGCACAUAGGAUUGAACUAAUGGCUGACCAAGUGCUUGUGAUUGGCAGUGGAGCGAGGGAGCAUGCCCUGGCCUGGAAGCUGGCUCAGUCCCCACGUGUAAAGCAUGUGUAUGUUGCUCCAGGAAAUGCAGGAACAGCUGACAAUGGCAAAAUUUCCAAUUCAGCUGUUUCAGUCAGCAGUCAUGCUGCACUUGCCCAGUUCUGCAGAGAUCAGGAAAUCAAGCUGGUUGUGGUUGGCCCAGAGGUCCCACUUGCUGCUGGAAUUGUUGAUGACUUGACAGCAGCUGGAGCAAGGUGUUUUGGUCCAACAGCAAAGGCAGCUCAGCUGGAGUCCAGUAAGAGCUUUUCCAAAGCAUUUUUGGAUCGUCAUGGCAUCCCAACUGCAAGAUGGAAAUCUUUUACUGAUCCUAAAGCAGCAUGUAGCUUUAUUAACAGUGCAAACUUCCCUGCUUUAGUUGUAAAAGCUAGUGGCCUGGCAGCGGGCAAAGGAGUCAUUGUGGCUUCAAACAAGGAAGAAGCCUGCAAAGCUGUUACAGAAAUCAUGCAAGAUAAGACUUUUGGCACGGCUGGGGAAACUGUUGUUGUUGAAGAACUUCUUGAAGGAGAAGAAGUGUCUUGCUUAUGUUUCACUGAUGGCGUCACAAUUGCUCCCAUGCCUCCAGCCCAGGACCACAAGAGACUAAUGGAUGGCGAUGCAGGCCCUAACACUGGAGGGAUGGGAGCUUAUUCCCCUGCACCUCAGAUUUCUAAAGAUUUACUGCAGACAAUAAAAGCUACUGUUCUUCAGAAAACUGUUGACGGUAUGAGGAAAGAAGGCAUCCCUUAUUUUGGUGUGCUUUAUGCUGGAUUAAUGCUUACAAAAGAUGGACCUAAAGUUCUUGAGUUUAACUGCAGAUUUGGUGACCCAGAAUGUCAGGUAAUUCUUCCCCUGUUGAAAAGUGAUUUGUAUGAGGUUAUGCAAGCAGUUGUCGAUAAAAAGUUGUCCAGUUCCAUGCCGCUUUGGUUUGAAGACAGCGCAGCCGUGACGGUGGUCAUGGCUAGUGAAGGAUAUCCAGGAACGUAUCCCAAGGGAUUGGAAAUAACAGGACUUUCUAAGGCUAAACAACUAGGAUUGGAGGUGUUCCAUGCAGGCACAGCCCUGAAGGAUGGCAAAGUGGUGACUAAUGGAGGAAGAGUCCUUACAGUAACUGCUAUUAAAGAGGAUCUAAUGACAGCAUUGCAAGAAGCCAACAAGGGAGUAGCAGCCAUACAGUUCAAGGGUGCCAUUUAUAGAAAGGACAUUGGUUAUCGGGCUAUAGCUUUCCUGAAGCAAUCCAGGGGCUUGACUUACAAAAACAGUGGGGUAGACAUUGCAGCAGGGAAUACUUUAGUUCAGAAGAUUAAGCCCCUGGCUGCAGCCACAUCAAGGUCAGGCUGCAAUGCAGAACUUGGAGGAUUUGCUGGACUCUUUGAUUUGAAAGCAGCUCAUUACAGAGAUCCUAUCUUGGUAUCUGGAACCGAUGGUGUUGGCACAAAACUCAAGAUUGCACAAGAGUGUAGCAAACACGACACCAUAGGCCAGGACCUGGUUGCCAUGUGUGUCAAUGAUAUCUUGGCUCAAGGAGCAGAACCCCUCUUCUUCCUUGACUAUUUUGCCUGUGGCAAACUUGACGUUGAAGUGGCUCAGCAUGUCAUUGCAGGAAUAGCUGAGGCUUGCAAAAAAGCAGGAUGUGCUCUUUUGGGAGGAGAAACUGCAGAAAUGCCAGGGAUGUAUCCACCUGGAGAGUAUGACCUGGCUGGUUUUGCUGUUGGCGCAGUGGAGCGAGGCCAGAUGCUGCCCCAGAUGGAGAGAAUCACUGAUGGAGAUGUGGUUAUUGGAGUAGCUUCUUCUGGGGUUCAUAGCAAUGGGUACAGCCUUGUAAGGAAGAUUGUGGAAAAGUCAUCGCUAGAUUUCUCUUCUCCUGUUGGUACCGCCGGUGACCAGACGUUAGGAGAUCUCUUGUUAACCCCAACUAAAAUCUACAGUAAGACUCUGUUGCCUGUCCUUCGCUCAGGCCAUGUGAAAGCCUACGCCCACAUCACUGGAGGGGGCUUGCUGGAAAACAUCCCCAGAGUUCUCCCAGAGUCCUUUGGUGUCGUUUUAGAUGCUCUUACGUGGAAGAUUCCUGAAAUCUUUUGCUGGCUCCAUAAAGAAGGGAACCUGUCUGAGGAUGAAAUGACACGGACAUUUAAUUGUGGGAUUGGUGCUGUCUUGGUAGUUCAGAAGGAGAUGGCUCAGCAGGUCCUUAAGGAUGUACAGAGACACGAGGCAGCUUGGCUGAUUGGGAAAGUUGUCUCCCUACAAAAAGGCUCUGACCAAGUUCAAGUCCAUAAUUUGCUUCGAGCCUUGCAAGCAACUCGGUCACUCUCCGUGCACAGCCAUAUCCAAGGCAAAAUCCAAACAAACAAAGUGAGGGUUGCUGUCCUUAUCUCUGGAACAGGCACAAACCUGGAAGCCCUCAUCACCAGCACAAAGAAGCAGACCAGUUUUGCACAAAUAGUUCUUGUUGUUUCUAACAAAGCUGGUGUGGAAGGGUUAAGGAAAGCUGAAAGAGCUGGUAUUCCUACAAGGGUUAUUGACCAUAAGCUGUACGAAAGUCGCACUGCAUUUGACAGUGCUGUCGACAAAGUCCUUCAAGAAUUCUCAGUUGAACUGAUCUGCCUGGCUGGAUUUAUGCGAAUACUGUCAGGUCCUUUUGUCAAAAAAUGGGAAGGAAAAAUACUGAAUAUCCACCCAUCUCUACUGCCUUCUUUUAAGGGAGCAAAUGCCCACAAAUUGGUAUUACAAGCUGGAGUCCGAGUCACAGGCUGUACUGUACACUUUGUGGCUGAGGAAGUUGAUGCUGGAGCAAUCAUUUUCCAAGAGGCAGUUCCAGUUAAAAUUGGUGACACAGUGGAGACCCUGUCUGAAAGGGUGAAGGAGGCUGAGCACCGAGCCUUCCCAGCUGCCCUGCAGCUUGUCGCCAGUGGGGCUGUACAGGUGGGAGAAGCCGGCAAGAUCUACUGGAAGUAGAAGCAGCAUGUCUGUAAGCAUCCUCAGGUGGGACAGCUGGGGAGGCUUAAGCAGAGGUCACAGACUAAGGACACGCACACUGUAUUUUCUUCACAAAAUGUUUUCAACAUAGAGUUUACCAUGGCAUGUUCUCACUCAAAUAAUUAAAGGUUCAAGCUCAAAUCCAGAGAAAGCCUCAAAUAAGAAUAUUAAGACAAGGGGCUGUUCUCAGUCAUUUCAGCAAUGGUUAUAAUCACUUCCUUGGCCAACAUUUCAGUUCUCAGUCACCUUCUUAACACAUAAGAAACCAUUUAGUUGGUUCCCAGGAAAUCUGAGUAUGUCUGUGGUUGACUUGGGAACAGCAGUAUUACUCUCUACCACAGAGGCUGGAAUAGAGAUUUCUCUUGUCACAUGCUGUGAAGUAUUUGUGAAGGAAAUGUAAUGAAACCAGUACAACAGAAGAGACAGCUAAAGGCAAAAAAACUGUACUGAUUAAAAUCUCUAGCCAAAACAAGAGAAACUGGCCUCUCAGAACACUAAAUAUUCUUGCAAAUAAUGAUGUGGAUGAUUUUUUUCCAUCCUGUUUGUGCUUUAAUGUCAGUAUAUCUUGUCUGGCCCAGAUUCUGAACAUAGCCAUAAUUCCAGAUAUUAGACCUGCUACUCCUUAGAUGUGAAAGAGAAUUAAAUACCUGCUAUCAUUUGCCUUCAAGUACGCCCAUGUGAAUCCACAUAUGAAUUCCUCUGAGAGAUUUGUUCAGAGUCAGAAGACUGGUUGGUUGUUUUUGUUUUUUUUAAAUUAGGAGAAAGGGAAUUAGGAUGAGACACAAAAUGGGUUCUUGGCUUGCAAGCCAUUCUUCAGAAAUUCUUCUGAAGUGAAGUGCCCUUUUUCUUGGACCAAUGCUUUCACUGAUGGGAACAUGGUAAACAUUACCAUUCUGAAAACUGUAAGGCUUUUUGAACAGCUCAGCUCUUGGGAAAAAGCACCUGGUUUUCUUCUACUGUUUUAAUAUAGUCAUGAAAACAUUUUGAUAUGUUGACUUAAAUAAUCCAAUUUCCCCCCUACAAGUCAGAACCAUCUGACUGAAGCCGGUUCUGUAUGUUUUAGAGCUUCCCUUUAACACACAGAAAGUUGAUUUGUGUUCUGUGCACUGAUGUCCUUAUGGUACUUCUAUGUUGACAUAAUCUCAAUUUGGAUUUGAAAUAAAGUCUAAUAAAGUUUGAAAA
Messenger RNA from Pogoniulus pusillus (Red-fronted tinkerbird), 5796 nucleotides. RefSeq names its product phosphoribosylglycinamide formyltransferase, phosphoribosylglycinamide synthetase, phosphoribosylaminoimidazole synthetase (gene GART). Gene Ontology annotation, molecular function: phosphoribosylglycinamide formyltransferase activity; ATP binding; phosphoribosylformylglycinamidine cyclo-ligase activity. NCBI's taxonomy places the organism in Eukaryota, Metazoa, Chordata, Aves, Piciformes, Lybiidae. Gene Ontology annotation, cellular component: cytosol. The record is from RefSeq and is a predicted model, not a curated record. Gene Ontology annotation, biological process: 'de novo' IMP biosynthetic process; adenine biosynthetic process. The transcript has 23 exons. The coding region runs from base 1582 to 4593 and encodes 1003 amino acids.